Molecule: messenger RNA, 4407 nt
Organism: Varanus komodoensis (Komodo dragon)
Lineage: Eukaryota; Metazoa; Chordata; Lepidosauria; Squamata; Varanidae
Gene: SEC22A
Product: SEC22 homolog A, vesicle trafficking protein
Exons: 10
Coding region: 3100-4026 (308 amino acids)
Biological process (GO): endoplasmic reticulum to Golgi vesicle-mediated transport
Source: RefSeq, a predicted model, not a curated record
CCAAGAACAGCCUUACCCUUGGCCUUUCCCAAGGGGAAGGCCCACAUGGAGGGGGAGCAUGAUGGCUUGGUGUACUUCAAGCACCUGAAGAUAAUAGCAGUGUGCAUUCUUUUGCCCUGUUUGCAGCAGGAGAUACCAGUUGUGGGAACCAGGGUUCCAUUUGGCCCAAGGAUUCCAAACAACUGCAGGCUUUUCUCCAAUUUGGAGAUGGGUAAUGAUCGGGAUUGCCAUGCAAUUGCCAGGAUGAUCCCUGCUCAUCCCUGCAGCUUCACAGCUUGGAAGAAGUCAGGCUGUUGUCAAAGAGUGGAGCCAUACACAACAUGAAGUCUGCACAUGCUAAAAAUGUCCCUAAGACUCCUGUUUGCCGAAAGAGCAUCACCCAUGUACAAAAAGGAGGCAUCUGCAGGCUUGGUGAAAUUUAGAAGUUCGAAGAAGUACUUCUCAAAUAAAUAAAGAGAAACUCUAUUAAAUAAACAGUAGAGAACUAUUAUAAAACAAACCUAUGCAGACUGAGUAUAGUCAGUGGCAAUAGAAUCCUUUCUGACUGUUGGAGUGGGAAAUGAAAAAGGGUGAAGGUGGAAUGGAGUAUCCUUGAAAGAGACAUAGUUGGCUGGAAUCCUGAACAGAAGGACCCCAUACCACAACAUUUCAUUGCAGGCCCUACUUGUAUAUGCUAACUGCAAACUCAGCUUUUGAAUGCCACUAGCAUUGUAAGCAAAAAAUAGCCAUUGAGAAACAAAAGUGUUGAAAUGUUCAGAAGAAUUCCAUGAUGUGCAAAACUACAAAAACCCUUAAGGAAAAAAAUUCUAACAAAUAAAAGACUUAUCCUAAUGAAAACUGAGUAUACUCAAUAAUCAAAGAAAGUUGAUGGAAGAUGUGGGAUGGAAGAGGCCUUCACUGGUUGACUGGAAACCUGAAUAGGAGCACUUCAUUCUGCAACAAUUGGGUGCAUACUUUGUUACAUUCUAGUAGUGGGGUUUUUUUUUAAUAUAAAGAGAAAUAAUUUGUUGCUGUUUUAUUUUAUGUUAUUCCUAGUUUUGUGUGUUCAGUUGUUUUUAAAAUGGCUAGGUAAAUGCUAAAUAAAGUGAAUUCCCAUGAACCUCUUGGCAGUUACUGGAACUAAACGAACUUAUUGACAAUAUCCUGCUGAAAAAAAUACUAGAGAAACAGACUUGCAAUACGUUCUACCUGGCCUUUGAGAUCAAUGCAGGGGCUCCUCUGCGGAGGAGGUCUGCUAGGAAGAGGGCCUUUUCUGCUGCUGUUUUCCACAUUUGGAAUGCUCUCCCUGAAGAGAUUCACCUGGCACCUUCUUUGUACACCUUUUGGCACCAGCUCCCCAAGGAUGUCUGCUCUUACCUUUUGGACCUUACAUUGUUGAAUAUGGACAAGCAACAAAGCUGGACUACAAAGUGAAAGCUGGACUACAAAGUGAAAGAGAAGGAGUAUUUGUGUGCAUACAUAUGCGUGUUUUAAAUAAAAAGGUGAUGGUAUAAAGUGACUUUCCAACCUGGCAUCUUCCAGAUAGCUUCCAUAAUUCCUGGCCAGGAGUUGUAACCUGUAAUUUCUGGGUGGUGGUCAAUUGGAGAUGACUGGUAUAAAAGGAGUUGGAGACAAAUUGAAGAAAGGGAGACUUAGGGCAAAAGAAUAAUCUUUCACAUACUACUUUGAGGUGGUGAUGAAACAUCCAGUUAGAAAUGUCAGGGAGGCAAGUGAAAAUGAGGAUUUGGACAGUGUGGAAAAAGUGUGGUAUAGGGAAGUAUGGCUAGAUGUUGCCUGUGAAUACCUGAUAUCGAAGGCUGAAGGUUAUGCUGUGUCCACUCAAGGACAGACUAUAGAAAGACAAUUACAGGGGACUAAGGACAGGAACCCUUGAGUGAGACAAGAAGCUAGAGAGGGAGCUGGAUUUUCCUUCAGUGGAAAUCUUGAACAGGCAUUGUGACAGGAAUGAGAACUGCAUGAAGCUAAGGUGUACAUGGAGUCGAGGAGGAAAGGUUGGACUGCUGUAGACGUUGGAUAAUGCUGAGAUCCAAUGAUAGAUACUACUGAUAGGCUCUCUCUUCUACAUUUCUCUUUUGAUGCUUAGUUGCAACUAGGUGGUGCCACAGGGAGCUCUAUUUGGAACAGUCACUAAUCCUUAGUAUGUUUUCUAAAACAACCCAUGUAGUCACCUUGUCUUAUCUUAUGUGUUUGUGGAACUUACUGAAUUUCUUUUUCAUUGAAUACUGUACUUCUUGGUAAGCUCACCACAACUUCUUAUCUUCUGCCUUCUUCAAGUAUUUUAGGUGAUCCUGUCACAACUCUCUUUAUAAUAGGGCAACUUACACAUGUUGUAGUUUGUUCUUGUAACAUUUGGUGGGUGUACUUCAGUCUUGGUUCUGGCUUGGGGUUGGAAAUGAGACAACUUGGGUUGUAUUUGUAGAUGAGCUGUGUCAAAAAUUAGACAUAGGGAGUCUGUGGUGAUAGGUUCUGCCCAAACUAGCAUUGACCACAGUAUCUUUUGGGGCGGUUUGCCUGUGAUAAUACUUCAAGGCACUGUUUUACAGUGGCUCUGAUCCUUACAAUCUGGAUGGUGCUUAGGAAUGCCUGCUUCGCAUUGUGGCUACUGGUUUAUGGUGCACAGCAGAGUUCUCUUCUACCAUGCUAUUUAACAUCUAAAUGAAAUAACUGAAAGAGCAGCUUGCGGGGCUUCAGGGAGGUGAGGCAGACUCCUCAAUGGUCCUUGGCAGCAGUGGCAGUGAUGAUGAUGAAGCAGGUGUGGAUGCCUUGGACACCAGCUGGCUUAAGAGGCCCUGUGGGGAACAGGGACCUGGCUGCAGCUGUGUCACAGCAUGCUCAGCCUCUCAUUCCUCUCCCUCCUUCAUCCCCGAUCUCACCAGAGCAUCAGGAUGGGAGCACUGGGGUCAUGGUGGCUUGCAGGGCUGUGGGGAAAGGGGCGAGGCAGGCUCCUCAACAGUCCUAUUUAACAAACGUUUGUCUUUUUGGUCUCUUUGUUUCUUUUGUGGUAGUUAUCUGUACAGGUAGUCCCUGGGUUACGGACAAGUUCCAUUCCUGAGAUCGUCCUUAGGUCGAAUUUGUAUAUUUUCAUUGUGUCUAUUUGCAAUGUCCAUGAUCCUGUCUGCCUCAGUGGUCCGUGUAAGAGAUGGACUCCCUCUGUCAGCCUCUACUGAUUAUGAGCAAAGUGUUGGUGUUCAGGAAUGCAGAAAGUACUUCAAAACUCUCUCAAAGAGACUCACUCAGCUUCCAGAUAGAUGCUCACUGCAAACAGGACAGUAUAAUAUAAAUUUUAUUAGUUCACUGGGCGUGAGUUACAUGAUGCUCUGCACAGAAAAUUAUCCCAAUGUCCUGGCCUUCUGCUUCCUUGAUGAGCUUCAAAAGGAGUUCAUUUCCACAUACAACAUGAUGAAGACAAAUACUGCUGUUAGACCUUACUGUUUCAUCGAGUUUGAUAAUUUCAUUCAGAGGACCAAGCAAAGAUAUAAUAACCCACGGUCUCUGUCUACAAAAAUAAACCUUGCUGACAUGCAGACAGAAAUUAGGCUGAGACCACCGUAUCAAAUUUCUUUGUCUGAAUUGGGUUCAGCCAAUGGUUAUCCACAUAUAGCUCUACCAGAGUAUAAAGGUACCGGGAAAAUAUCUACAGCCCCUCACCAACGACUGGAACCUGUGUCGCUGUCAGGGAUUGUUUCCUUUGUACUCAGCCUUUUAUGUGGUGCUUUGAAUUUAAUUCGUGGUUUCCAUGCUAUAGAGAGUCUUGUGCAGAAUGAAGGAGAAGACUUUAGUUACGUUAUUGCCUUUUUUCUCGGAACAGCAGCUUGUUUGUAUCAGUGCUAUCUGUUUGUAUAUUGUACAGGUUGGAGGAAUAUCAAAUCCUUCCUAACAUUUGGCUUGAUCUGCUUAUGCAAUAUGUAUCUCUAUGAACUGCGCAACCUCUGGCAGAUCUUUUUCCAUGUGACUGUGGGUGCUUUUUCAACAUUACAAAUCCGGCUGAGGCAGCCACAAGGGAAGUCCCCAGAUUACAAUGUGUGAUGGUUGUCCCCUGAUGGCCUCAAGGGAAAUGUGAUGCAAGCGGUAUUUCUCUCAGGAAUGAAAAGCUUUUCUGCAGAAGAGAAGCACCCCAUGCUAUAAAGCAUGAAUGACUUCAUGGUGCAAUUCUUCCUCAAAGAAGAGCUAAACAAGGUUCGGGAACUAAUUGGGGUAGAAAUGGAGCUCUCAUGCUUGUGAGUCUGACCCAAGGACAACUGAGAAGUUUUGGAGGGCAGCACGGAAAUCUCUAACAUUCAGAACUAUGAAAAUAGCAAUGAUCGGCAUUGGAUGUCCGCGUAUCAAAUGAUUCUCCAGUCCCAAACCAGUUUUGCCUUUGUGAGGCAGCAGAAAAGGCUGAAAUAAAAGGAUGGCAUUGCAUAUUAA